Messenger RNA from Onthophagus taurus, 1690 nucleotides. Its product is annotated as exosome complex component RRP43. The record is from RefSeq and is a predicted model, not a curated record. NCBI's taxonomy places the organism in Eukaryota, Metazoa, Arthropoda, Insecta, Coleoptera, Scarabaeidae. Gene Ontology annotation, cellular component: cytoplasmic exosome (RNase complex); nuclear exosome (RNase complex). Gene Ontology annotation, biological process: nuclear mRNA surveillance; TRAMP-dependent tRNA surveillance pathway; U5 snRNA 3'-end processing. Gene Ontology annotation, molecular function: mRNA 3'-UTR AU-rich region binding.
AUGUCAACAUCAAAUGGUAUGAAAACAUGUUAUUUUUUUAAAAACGUCAAAUUCAAGUAAAUUAAAAUGGCAAAACAAUACAAAUAUUUACAUCCAUUGAAAUAUCAUAGAGAUUAUGUGGCACAUGGUGUUCGGCCGGAUGGGAGAGAAUUUAAUAAAUUCCGACCAGUUAUAAUAAAUGCUAGUUCAAUUUCGACUGCGGAUGGUUCGGCAAUAGCGAAAGUGGGGAGAACAACCGUCGUUUGUGGGAUAAAAGCGGAAUUAUGUCAACCGAAAGCUGAAAAUCCCGACCAAGGGUUUUUAAUUCCCAACGUUGAAUUACCCCCGUUAUGUUCGCCCAAUUAUAAACCCGGUCCUCCGAGUGAUCAAGCACAAGUAACUACAAAAGCAAUAGCUGAUGUGAUUGAAAAUUCUGGGUGUAUAAGCUUAAAAAGUUUAUGUAUAUGCAAAGAAAAAUUGGCGUGGUGUUUAUAUGCUGAUAUGAUUUGUAUCGAUCAUGAUGGAGCUGUUAUAGACGCUUGUUUAAUCGCAUUAUUGACUGCUUUAAAAACUGUUAAACUUCCAAGCGUUGAUUAUAACCCAGCAAUUGAUAAUAAAUUAGUUAAUACUGAUGAAAUGAAACCUCUAAGUAUUAAUAACACACCGGUUUCAACUACAUUUGCUAUUUUUGAUGAUUGUGAAAUAUUAACGGAUCCAACUCACGAAGAAGAAAAUGUAUCAACCGGGAUAAUAACAAUAGUUAUAAAAAACGAAGAACUUUGUUCGGUUAUUAAACCUGGUGGAUCUCCAAUUAGUGAGGAAGAUAUGUUAUCUUGUGUUGCAAAAGCUAUUGGGAGAGGAACUUUGAUUACAAAAUUGAUUGAUAACGCUGUCCAGGAGACUAACGAUGAAAUUUGAUAUAAAAAAAUGGGAAACUUGUAAAAAUUAAUCAUAAAAAUUAAAAAUUUAACAUAUCAGUUUUUUUAUUAACGAGUAUACAUGAGUAGUAUUGCCAAACAGAAUGAUAUAUGUAUAUAUCUAUUUACAAAAUGCUCAAACGUACUGUGUAAUAUUAAAAAAUACUACAACGCACCAUCUCGUUUUUAUUUAUAAUUAUUAUUAAUUAUUAUAAAAAAAUUUUAAAGUACUAAUACGAUAGGACCAUUUUUUUCAUAUUAUUUACCAUUACGUUUAUUUUUUUUACAAUUUUACUUUACACAGUUCGUAUUUACGAUCACAAAAGGUGAAGGUAGAUUUUUUUUAUUAUAAACACGAGAAAAGUUACACAUUCUUUUUUUUUGGUAAACUUAAAACAUUCAAAAUUACUCAAAUUUGAAGACCAAAAUGAGGUUACUAAAUGGAAGAUGUUUUUUUUAUCUUUGUUUGGAGUAAUAAUUAAUUAUAAAUUCAGUCGCUAAAAAGAUAUUAGGUACUUAUUAAUAAGGACUCGUAUUAAAAUAGAUUAUGUACAAACAACAACGAAAGAAAAUAUGGGGUGAUGCGAUUUCUAUUGUUACUGUUGUUCAUUCAAAUUGGUUCAUAAAAAAAUAUAUUACACAAUUCGCUUCUAAACUUGGAACCAAAAAUGUUAAUGCACUUAAUGGUCACGUAUUUAUAAUUAUAAACAUGUAUUUCUUUACAAAAAAAAUAAUAAAUAACACUAUAGUACAGUUUGUAUUUACAGGUAUUUUUUUUACUAAAAUUAAUUAUU